UCAUAAUCAAUCAUCAUCACUCUGACUUUACCUCGCCCUCGUCUUACUCCUCCCCUAUAUCUAGUUAAAAGAGCUUCGACCCUCCUGGUUUGGUCAAGCCUGGCCUCUCUCUCCCCUCCCCAGAUAUACUUCCUCUUUACCACACCUUCUACUACGCACCUUGCCUUUAGCCCAACCACCGGUGGAUCGCUGUAACGCUAUCCCGUCCUUGGAACCGUUCAACUUGAUCAUUAAUCAUUACAUGCGGUUGUCUUGAUCGAGCUCUCGCAUUGGCUCGAACCCUCUGAACCUUCUCUGCUCAUUACACCUUCUUUUACCUUUAUCCAUCCGGCCUCGUUAUAUCAUCGACCAAUCUUACGUAUUGUCGAUCACUGACCAUUGCAACACCGCACCACAAAAAAAGGUAUAGGCGAGGACAAGGCAUAAGAAAAGCAAUAAGAAAAAGAAAGGGAAACGAAUUUCGAAAGAACAGGAAAACAAACAAAAAAAAGCAAAGCCGACUAGUUAACCUACAAAACUAACCACCGGAACUGGAACUCGCGCUUUCGAUACUCUUUUAAUCUUCACCUUUUUGUUUGACUGGGAAGAUACUCUUUCGAUUUCUCUGGCCACAUCUGCCUUUCAAUACCCGCAACCAAACCUCCUUCAACCUCCAUAAGUAUAUAUAUAUGCGCACAAUGACGGCACGCCAAUCAUCACCUACAUCAGACCACUCACAUUCGGACGGCAAUGUCCGCAAGAGGGUCUGUAAGGCUUGCGAUCGGUGUAGACUGAAGAAAUCCAAGUGUGACGGAUCCAACCCAUGUGGUCGGUGCAGGACAGAUAAUGCCAUCUGUGUCUUUGGCGAGAGGAAGAAGGCUCACGACAAAGUGUACCCCAAGGGAUAUGUCGAGAUGCUUGAACAACAACAAACGUGGCUGGUCAAUGGCCUUCAAGAAAUGUACCGUCGCGCCUUGGAGGGUGAAGGCUGGCCGGGAGAGCCCUUGAAAUGCGAGCCCAACGGCCAUCCUCUAACGCACGAUCUGCUUACACGACUCGGCGCCUUGGACCAGACCAAGGGUGAGCGCUUCGAAGAGAACACCGAGGCCAUGCAGCAAGAUCUCUGGAGGCAGAAUUCCGGACACAUGCAACGCCAGGAGUCAUCCGAUGGUAGCUCAGAAAGCGCGCAGUCACCUAUCAUGCCCUCCCGCUUCUCAGACCCGUUUGCUCGCCAGCUCUCGAGUACACAAUCCAGCUUCAGCACACCGUCCCAAACGCAAGGUCCCACUAUCAAAUCAGAGCCUCAAAUGGCACCGACGAAUCCCGCCUUCGUUGCGCCCAUGACCAUGCAAGGGGUGGUGAACCCCCUCGCCCUUCAGACCCCGCAACAAUGGCCCAACAAUAACUUUGGCGCUUUCGACGAUAUGGAUCUAAUAGGCGCUUCCGAUUAUACGAAUUUGUCCUUUGACGACCAGGUUCCCUCGCCAAUGUUCAACCGUCAAUUACCGAUGAGCUGCAUGCUUUCCUCUUCGUCGUAUAUGGACACAAAGGGUGACUAUGAAGACAUCAAUCAGUUCUUAAAUGCCAAUGCGCCCGAGAUUGCAUCGACCUGAGAUCACUACGAUACGACGAAGUUCAGCAUAUUAAUGUCUUUCUUUUGUCUGACAUUUUGUUUUGCAUACGCCGUACGACGUAACGCGUGUAUUUACUACAUGCUACAUUUCGACAUUGGGACUACUUUGAACAUAUGGCAGCACCCACCUUCAUUUAGAAGGGUAAUUGGAUAGCUGUACAGUGGGAUUCUUUUGGGUGACUGGCAUCACAUUCUUUUCCUUUCUUUUCUUGUGGGGACAGCAUCCUCUAUCUUAUAUUUUGGCUUAUAUUUUUUUUUUCUGAUGAUGAAGGCGCCGAGGUGUUUUGGGAGUUGGAGUUCACACAAAACAUUGGACGGGCUCUUGAAAUAGGUAGGGCGGUUGGUUUUCUCUCGAUUUGGAUCCUUUUGCGUGGAUACUUGCCGAUGCUGGUUCUAGUUUCGGAUGUUCUAUAUGUCAUUCUUAUGUCUCCGACGUUGAAAAUAUACAAUUUAUUCUUUAUUCUUAUUGA
Messenger RNA from Aspergillus welwitschiae, 2082 nucleotides. Its product is annotated as Zn(II)2Cys6 transcription factor domain-containing protein. The coding region runs from base 669 to 1592 and encodes 307 amino acids. Gene Ontology annotation, molecular function: zinc ion binding; DNA-binding transcription factor activity, RNA polymerase II-specific. NCBI's taxonomy places the organism in Eukaryota, Fungi, Ascomycota, Eurotiomycetes, Eurotiales, Aspergillaceae. The transcript has 3 exons. The record is from RefSeq and is a predicted model, not a curated record. Gene Ontology annotation, biological process: regulation of DNA-templated transcription.